Molecule: messenger RNA, 1708 nt
Organism: Apodemus sylvaticus (European woodmouse)
Lineage: Eukaryota; Metazoa; Chordata; Mammalia; Rodentia; Muridae
Gene: B3galnt2
Product: beta-1,3-N-acetylgalactosaminyltransferase 2
Exons: 12
Coding region: 193-1707 (504 amino acids)
Cellular component (GO): membrane
Molecular function (GO): hexosyltransferase activity
Source: RefSeq, a predicted model, not a curated record
GGCCACGCACGCGGGGGCGGGGCCUUGGCCGGGAAGCCGCCACCGCUCGUGGUACGAUUCUAAGGAGCGAGCGGCGGAGACAACGCCAGGCGUGGGCGCGAACACAGCCGGUGGCACUCGGUGUUCUCAGGUCCCCUCUCUAUUGGCCGGGACGCGGGAGAGCGCGGCGGGGGCGCGAGGUGGGAGCGGCCAAUGCGAAACUGGCUGGUGCUGCUGUGCCCUUGCGUGCUCGGGGCCGCGCUACACCUCUGGCACCUCUGGCUCCGCUCCCCGCCGGACCCCCACAACACCGGGCCCAGCGCGGCAGAUCAAUCAGCCUUAUUUCCUCAAUGGAAAUUUAGUCACUAUGAUGUGGUAGUUGGUGUGUUAUCAGCUCGGAAUAACCAUGAACUUCGAAAUGUGAUAAGGAACACCUGGCUGAAGGAUUUGCUGCAACAUCCUACCUUAAGUCAACGUGUGCUUGUGAAGUUCAUAAUAGGUGCCCGUGGCUGUGACGUGCCUGUGGAAGACAGGGAGGAUCCUUACUCCUGCCGACUGCUCAACAUCACCAAUCCAGUUUUGAAUCAAGAAAUUGAGGCAUUCAGCUUUCCUGAAGAUGCCUCCUCAUCUAGACUCUUUGAAGACCGAGUUGUCAGCGUGCGCUUCAGAGUUCUCUACCCAAUCGUGAUUACCAGUCUUGGAGUGUUCUACGAUGCCAGUGAUGUUGGUUUUCAAAGGAACAUCACAGUCAAGUUGUAUCAGACAGAGCAGGAGGAGGCACUUUUCAUCGCCCGGUUUAGUCCUCCAAGCUGUGGCAUACAAGUGAACAAGCUAUGGUAUAAGCCUGUGGAACAAUUCAUCUUACCAGAGAGCUUUGAAGGUACAAUCGUGUGGGAAAGCCAAGAUCUCCAUGGCCUCGUGUCCAGAAACCUGCACAGAGUGACAGUGAAUGAUGGAGGAGGUGUUCUCAGAGUCCUCACAGCUGGGGAAGGGGCACUGCCCCAUGAAUUUAUGGAAGGUGUGGAGGGAGUUGCAGGUGGCUUUAUCUACACUGUUCAGGAAGGUGAUGCACUAUUACGAAGCCUUUAUUCUCGGCCCCAGAGACUUGCAGAUCAUAUACAGGAUCUGCAAGUGGAAGAUGCCUUACUGCAGGAGGAAAGCAGUGUCUAUGAUGACAUUGUCUUCGUCGAUGUUGUGGAUACUUACCGGAAUGUUCCUGCGAAAUUAUUGAACUUCUAUAGAUGGACUGUGGAAUCCACCAGCUUCGAUUUGCUGCUCAAGACAGAUGAUGACUGUUAUAUAGACUUAGAAGCUGUGUUUAAUAGAAUUGCUCAGAAGAAUCUUGAUGGGCCUAAUUUUUGGUGGGGAAAUUUCAGGUUGAAUUGGGCAGUGGACAGAACCGGAAAAUGGCAGGAGCUGGAAUACCCCAGCCCGGCUUACCCUGCCUUUGCAUGUGGGUCAGGGUAUGUGAUCUCCAAGGACAUCGUUGACUGGCUGGCAGGCAACUCCGGAAGGUUAAAGACCUAUCAGGGUGAAGAUGUCAGCAUGGGCAUUUGGAUGGCAGCCAUAGGACCUAAAAGACACCAGGAUAGCCUGUGGCUGUGUGAGAAAACCUGUGAGACAGGAAUGCUGUCUUCUCCUCAGUACUCACCAGAAGAACUGAACAAACUGUGGGAACUGAAGGAACUGUGUGGGGAUCCUUGUCAGUGUGAAACAAAAGUACUCUGAU